AAUUAUAUCAGUGUACAAGAGUCUCUCCAGUUUUCAUUUCUACAGUCCAUUUGCUCUCCACAAAGGACCUAGCUCGUCGAGAACACCAUCCACAGCCUGAUCCCUCCGAGCCCGUACAUUUUCUGGUCCUUCGUAGCCGAAUAAAGUUCUAGCAAGAUGGUGUUAACACGCAGCCGUAGUGGAGAAUCCAGGAGAGAACAGACCCAGCAAGAGCCUUCAGUGACCGCCGGACCGGGUGCCAGCAGCUCGGCACCAGAAUCGAGCUCGGUCCGAGUGACGGACACAGGAAGCGGGUCUACGACGACUACCUACAUCGACGCCACGCAUGGUACGCUCAAGCCCAGCGAUACAAGGUCACGUCGUUCUACAGACUCGAAAAGAAAGCGCCUCGCAGAGCUGGAGGCCAGAAAACGACUGGCUGAGAUAAAAGUCCAGAAAGCGCAGGCAGAACAAGAGCUGCAGGAAAUACAACUGCAGUGCACCUUAGCCGAAGCUGAGUCGAGUGACGACGAUGAGUUGGUGGACGACCUCGCCUCCGUGAGGAUUGGAACGUGGCUAGCGCGACCCGUGCCGCCAUCCGGAGGCGAGACGCGGCCGCCGCCACACGACGCCAGCGGCGGGAGCAUCAACAGAGACGCAGCCCACGCAGCGACAACGACGGGGAGCGGCGCCCCGGCGGGCGCGCAGCCGCCGCGAGAUGACGACGGCUACAGAAAAGUGUGUGAAUGUGUGUGUGCGAAAUCAAAGGGCAAUAUCGCGAGUGAAGUGUCACACGGUAACGUGAGUGAUAAAGUGAUAGACGUAGGAACACUCGCCGCGGCACUAGCGCAGGUCACGCGCAGUUCGAGAGAGCCCCCGAAGUACAUGCAGCGGCUACCAGUCUUCGACGGAAAACCCGGUGAGUGGAUAGCUUAUAAGGCCACGUAUUGUGACUCACACACGUACUUUUCUAGCGUAGAAAACGUAGCUAGGAUUAGGAUAAGCCUCAGAGGCGCCGCAAAGGAAGCUGUAGGGAGCUUAUUAUUUAUUCAAUCUGACCCUCAGGUCAUUCUAGACGCACUAGAAAGACGUUUUGGUAGGCCUGAGGCCUUGAUAAUGACAGAAUUAGAUAAUGUAAAGUUAUUACCUAGAUUAAACGAUAACCCUAGGGAUAUUUGCAUAUUUGCUAGCCGUAUUGCAAACACGGUGGGUACGGUAGAAGCACUACAUAGAAUUCAGUAUUUACAUAGCCCCGAAAUAUCGCGUAAUAUCAUAGAAAAGUUAACGCCAAUAUUAAGAAAUAAAUGGUAUGAUUACGCGGCUUAUAGAAAGCACGAAGAUAUUCCCGUAUUGAAACUGUUAUCUAUGUUCAUGAAUGAAGAGGCCGACAAGUGUAGCGCGUACGCGCUGCCGGAGCAUGUUAGUGAUAACGCCAUUGAUGUACGACAACGGCGCAGAGUUGAGCGCACGUUCGUCGUGAGUAAAAGGACAUCAAGUGAGCUAUGCCCGGCAUGCAAGCAACACGGCCACAAGUUACCAGACUGCAAUAAAUAUAAGCAGCUAGACAUAGAUACUAGGUGGAAUGUAGCGAAAUAUAAUAAGAUGUGUUUUAGAUGUUUACAAAAUAAACAUAGAAGAUAUAUGUGCAGAGCGCCUAUUUGUGAUGUAAAGGGAUGCAACAUGAAACAUCAUAAACUGUUGCACAAAGAACAUGAUGAUAAGACGACUCACAACAGAGCGCCGCACGCGCCGCCAUCAAUGACGCCCGUUAUCACACAUGAAUCCGUGACGUCAGCGCGCGAGACAGUAUCAACAACUUCGCCUCGGAAGCGCCGCGCGUACUUGAAGAUACUUCCUGUGACGUUACGCGGACCACGUACAAGCAUAGAUACAUACGCCUUGUUAGACGAUGGGAGUACAGUCACCUUGUUAGACGCGACAGUGGCAGACAUCCUAGGUGCAGAUGGGCCAGCUAGUCCUAUGCAGAUACAAGGCCUAGGUACGGAAGUCAAGCAUGAGCAAAGCCGCACUGUUAGUCUCCACAUACAAGGCAAGUACCACAGCGUCCCGCAGAAGAUAGAGGCAGCGCGCACUGUAAAUAGGUUAGAAGUCAUGGCGCAGACUGUACAUACAGAAGACAUAAACAACUGUAGGCAUUUAAACGACAUAUGAAGCACUCUUGUUUAUGAACACGCGCGACCACUGAUUUUGAUAGGUCAAUAUAACUGGCAUUUAUUAGUAGCCACGAAAACACGUUCAGGUGCACGUGAUCAACCGGUAGCAUCGUACACAAAGCUCGGUUGGGUAUUACAUGGAUGUCAUUACUCAGUAAAUAAAGACAGAAGAACAUUUUGCGGCCACAUUAAUAUCAGUAAAAAUCCAGAACCAGUUGAAGCAACCGUGAGAAACUUUCAAUCAGAAUCAGUAUAUUGUGUAGAACCUAGGAUACCUAAAAACAAACCGCAACAGCAAAACUUAGGUACCCUAGGUCAGAAGUGUCGACGAUCGCCCGAUUACAGGAUCGCGACCGGACCAAUGAGGAAACCAGUAGCAUCUACAGUACCUAACAACCACCUAGGUACCCUAGAUCUAGAUCGGUGUCUAGAUAAGGACGACGAACGCGUCAAUCAUCAUGUAAUCAACAAAGUGAAUAGUCCAGUUAAGUACAUACCCACACUUGCUGCUUACGCUCAACGCGCCGAAGAACAAAAGGACAAGGAUGUGCAUACCGGAAGCGUAUCAAAGGAUACCGCCGCCACACAGAAUAACAAAGCGGCGCCUAGUAACAGCGCGUUAUCAGUACUAUGUACAUGUGGCGCAAGCGCACGUGUUAUACGUUUGCGCGGGAGAAUCACAGCGAUGGCAAACGUGAAUGCAGAUAUAAAAAAACCCUGUUAUACUCACAAGUAAACACAGGUCCAAGAAGCUACGUAUUGCGUAUUUAUAUUACGGGAACAAGCAUCAUAGGAUUAAAAAACUACAGCGAUCUGUGAAUUGUGUUAUUAAGGGCUGUUUAAAUUGUAGAAUAAGAAAUGUAAAGCCAGCUAACUCCUCUACGUACUCGUACCCUCGAGGUUUAGGUAUUAGCCUUAGGUAUUAGAUUAAUUU
Molecule: messenger RNA, 3087 nt
Organism: Spodoptera litura
Lineage: Eukaryota; Metazoa; Arthropoda; Insecta; Lepidoptera; Noctuidae
Source: RefSeq, a predicted model, not a curated record